GUUAAGGUGUGGCCUGGGCGCCGGCCCGGGCAUCGCAGCGCCGGCCACGAGCGGGCGGCCGCGUCCCCUCCGCCUCCCGCCUCCGCCUUUGUAGCGAGUUCCCGGCCCCUCUUCCUCCCCGCCCCCAGCGGCCCGCUCCCCGCUCCUUUCUUCCUGCCUCGCCUUCCUGCGGCGCGGAGCCUCAUCCAUUAUAAAUGCGCGGCCGCGGCUGACAUCAGCGCCAGCGCGGCGGGCGCCCACGAGCGAGCAGUCCCCGCGCGCAGCCCGCCGGCCCCUAGCGGCCCAGCCCGAGUGCGGGACCCCGGCUGCUGCCCCGCACGCGUGCCAGCCCCGCCGGCUUCCUGCAUGACGGUCACCAAGAUGUCCUGGCGUCCGCAGUACCGCAGCUCCAAGUUCCGGAACGUCUACGGCAAGGUGGCCAACAGGGAGCUCUGCUUCGACGGGAUCCCCAUCACCAAGAAUGUACAUGACAACCACUUCUGUGCCGUCAAUGCCCGCUUCCUGGCCAUCGUUACUGAGAGCGCGGGCGGCGGCUCCUUCCUUGUCAUCCCCCUGGAGCAGACAGGCAGGAUCGAACCCAACUACCCUAAAGUGUGCGGCCACCAGGGCAAUGUGCUGGAUAUCAAGUGGAACCCCUUCAUCGACAAUAUCAUCGCCUCAUGCUCGGAGGACACGUCGGUGCGGAUCUGGGAGAUCCCCGAGGGCGGGCUGAAGCGGAACAUGACCGAGGCACUGCUGCAGCUCCAUGGCCACAGCCGGCGCGUGGGGCUGGUCGAGUGGCACCCCACGACCAACAACAUCCUCUUCAGCGCCGGCUAUGACUAUAAGGUCCUCAUCUGGAACCUGGACGUGGGUGAGCCGGUGAAGAUGAUUGACUGCCACACGGAUGUCAUCCUCUGCAUGUCCUUCAACACGGACGGCAGCCUGCUCACCACCACUUGCAAAGACAAGAAGCUGCGUGUGAUCGAGCCCCGCUCAGGCCGUGUUCUGCAGGAGGCGAACUGCAAAAACCACAGGGUGAACCGGGUGGUGUUCCUGGGCAGCACGAAGCGGCUCCUCACCACUGGGGUCUCCAGGUGGAACACGAGACAGAUCGCCCUCUGGGACCAGGAAGAUCUGUCCAUGCCCUUGAUCGAGGAAGAGAUUGACGGGCUCUCCGGUCUCCUGUUCCCUUUCUAUGAUGCUGAUACCCAUAUGCUCUACCUGGCUGGAAAGGGCGAUGGGAACAUCCGGUACUACGAGAUCAGCACGGAAAAGCCCUACCUGAGUUACCUCAUGGAGUUCCGCUCCCCAGCCCCGCAGAAAGGCCUAGGUGUCAUGCCCAAGCACGGGCUGGAUGUGUCAGCCUGCGAGGUGUUCCGCUUCUACAAGCUGGUGACCCUCAAGGGCCUGAUCGAGCCGAUCUCCAUGAUUGUGCCGCGGAGGUCGGAUUCCUACCAGGAAGACAUCUACCCCAUGACGCCAGGCACAGAGCCGGCCUUGACCCCAGACGAGUGGCUGGGCGGCAUCAACCGAGACCCCGUGCUGAUGUCCCUGAAGGAGGGCUACAAGAGGUCUUCCAAAGUGGUGUUCAAAGCUCCCAUCAGAGAAAAGAAGAGUGUCGUGGUCAACGGCAUAGAUUUAUUAGAAAAUGUCCCACCCAGGACAGAGAACGAGCUCCUCCGGAUGUUCUUCCGGCAGCAGGACGAGAUCCGGAGGUUGAAGGAGGAACUGGCUCAGAAAGACGUCCGCAUCCGGCAGCUCCAGCUGGAACUGAAAAACUUGCGCAACAGCCCCAAGAACUGCUAGCACGGGGCUGCUCUCCAAGCUAUCUCGCCGUGGUUUCUACUCGUCCCUUAACUUCCCCUCAUCUGGUGGCCCCGGAGACAUCAGGACUGGAGCUGGGGGCCAGCCUGAGGACCCCACCUUCCACCUCAACAACUGGAAGCCAACCCUUGACCUCCUGACCUCGCGCUAAGCCUAGUUCCCAGCCUCCCGUGCACACCCCUUUCCCCGCCAUCCCAGGAGCCAGGCUUCCCCUCAGCUGAGCCAAGACUACAGACUCCCCGAGGGUUGCCCUCCAUGGACCAGGGACAGAGUGGGAUACAGAUCCCAUCUCGACUUAAGACUUGAACUUUCUCCUGCCAAGGGGCUGCCAGGACAUGGGGCGCUCCUGGCUCUGGGUCCUGCCUGGGCCUGCAGUGCGGGGCUGGAUCUCCAGCCCAGGGUCCUACCCCUCCACCAUGGCCCAACAGCCUUGGCAGCCUGACUCACCUUCUGCCUCUUCCCCUCCUGGCCCUUGUCUUCAGGGAAUGAAGAGGACACUCUUUAAGGCCAUAAUGACCCCUCACCUGCCCGUGACUCUCUUUAAAGCUCUUGCAUACCCUUCUCCCAUUGAACUUUUGAGCUAGGCAGGGUAGGGAUUCACGUCCCCAUUUAUCAGAUGACACAACUGAGGGCUGCAAUGGGGAGCAAUGUACUGAGUCCACCAGCUGGCCCGCCAUGGAGCCUGGGUGUCCAGAUCCCAAGGUCCAGCCCUCUUCCCUGCAUACAGAUGCCAGUGCCCUACAGGCUUCCCCAGAAUGAGGUCUAACGCCACUUCUACCAUCAGCCAAUACCAGUAGUGCCAACGUACCACACUGCCCAAUUGAGGGCACUCGGUGGCCCUGGACCCUCCUGGCCUGCCCCCUUGGCUCUGCCCCCAGGGGACUCCAUCUGAGAUGAGGCCUCUUCCACCAGAAGCCGAGGCUGAGAAGAGUGGAGUGUGGCCCUAGAUUUGCAGAACUGGGUCCGAUGGCUCCUAUGGACCCACGUGUGUCUCUCCCUGCUGCGCUCGCUCUCAGCCACUUUCAGCCUUACGCACGUAGAAUGACCACAGCUACCCCCCAUCGGACAGCACUUUAAUGUUCAUUCAGUUCUUUGACCCCUAGGAUGUCACCGAGCAUCACCUCUGCCUCACUGUGCAGCCGAGGACACAGAGAGAAGUGGCUCCCAGGUGCACAGUGCAGGAAGACGCCCCGUUUUGUUUGAUCACCCGCACCUUUUCCUUUCUUUCCUCCUUUUUCUCUUCGCAUCUCUGGCCACCCAUGCUGAAUCCAGAAGCGCUGUUCUCAGAAAAGUUACAGUGUGGGGGAACCUGUGAAUCCAGAAAUGAUUGUCGCCCUCUCACUGGCCGAGGGCUGCUGGGCAGGGGACACUCCGCACCUGCCCCUCCAUGGACCCCUGCGGGAGCGGGCAAGGAGCCCCCUGUUCCCGCCAGGGUGCAGGAUCUCCUUGCCCCGCCCCCCUGCAGUAGACAGUGCCCACUCUCAUUGCCCUUCCUCACUUCCGGAGCUUUUUUUUCUUCCCCAUUGGCCUUUGUGGUCUUCUGUGAUUAUUUAUGCUGCCUCCCAAGGAUAGAAUUGAAAUAAAAUGUUUUCAAGUUAUCACACCUGGGCGUGG
This is a messenger RNA of Octodon degus (degu), 3420 nucleotides long. RefSeq names its product coronin 2B (gene Coro2b). Bases 346 to 1788 code for a protein of 480 amino acids. Gene Ontology annotation, biological process: actin filament organization. The transcript is spliced from 12 exons. Gene Ontology annotation, molecular function: actin filament binding. The record is from RefSeq and is a predicted model, not a curated record. Lineage: Eukaryota; Metazoa; Chordata; Mammalia; Rodentia; Octodontidae.